This is a messenger RNA of Sclerotinia sclerotiorum 1980 UF-70, 1944 nucleotides long. RefSeq lists its product as hypothetical. The coding region runs from base 1 to 1944 and encodes 647 amino acids. Gene Ontology annotation, molecular function: protein binding. The transcript is spliced from 7 exons. The record is from RefSeq and is a predicted model, not a curated record. Lineage: Eukaryota; Fungi; Ascomycota; Leotiomycetes; Helotiales; Sclerotiniaceae. Gene Ontology annotation, cellular component: Cul4-RING E3 ubiquitin ligase complex. Gene Ontology annotation, biological process: proteasome-mediated ubiquitin-dependent protein catabolic process.
AUGGCUUCUCGGAGAAACGUACCGGGAGCCUUUCCGUCAGAUAGCUCAACAGCCGGAAAUGAGCCAGGAGAUGAUUUAGAAGUUGCCCUUGAAGAUACAGACGACGAGGAUCAAAAUGAGGAUAUGGAGGAGGAUGCCGAGGAUGAUGAUGAUGACGAUGAUGGUGAAACUGGUGAAACUGGUUUUGAUGUGCAACUUGAGAUUGAGGACGAUGAAGACGAUGAAGACGAAGGUGCAACCGCAGCCAAUCACGCUACACGAACACAAUACCUUCUACGUGUGUUAGCUGCCAACCCCGAUGUUCGGAGUAUCAUACGUUUUUCUGCCGACUUUGACGAGGACGAGCUUGCGCUGUGGCCACGAAGACGAAGGAGAAGCAUGCUAGAUCCAAACAGGUUCCCGAAAGUGCCGAGUGUUGUUGGAAAGGAACUGAUGGCUUCGGGUGAUUUUGGAUCCAACGAUGCUCAAAGUCCAGGCAAAUAUGAUCAAAGUGUAGGCACAGAUAAUCAGGUCAGGAGGCGAAAACGCUUGACUAGAAGAAUAUUAGAUCGUGAAAUCGCAUCGGGGAACUUCGUAAACCAAGGGAUAAAUAGGAGAGUGAUGGCACAAGAAAUGUUACCAUCCUCCAAUGCAGAUACCAUAAUCAAUUACGAUGAUCCCGUAUAUUCAGGUCAAUUUUCGGAUGAUGGCAACUUCUUCUUCGCCGUGACCAAGGAUUUUAAAGUCCGCAUGUAUGAUACAUCAAAUCCUUACAACUGGCGAUAUUACAAGACUGUCGUCUAUCCUUAUGGACAGUGGACCCUUACUGAUGCUUCGCUGAGCCCUGACAACAAAUAUCUUGCCUAUACCUCCAUACGGAGCACGGUUUGUCUCGCUCCGACAGAUCCAAAUGACAUGGGAGAUCCUUAUAACCUGGAGCUCGGCGAACCUAGAACUGCACAAAACCCCAGGUUCGAACGACGGGGUUCAUUUGGUAUUUGGUCGAUACGGUUUUCUGGUGAUGGACGUGAGCUUGUUGCUGGAACUACAGGUGGCUCUAUUGUUGUAUACGACAUAGAAAGCCGCCGCCCGCUGCAUAGGAUUUUUGGACAUGAGGAAGAUGUCAAUGCGGUAUGUUUUGCCGAUAAAUCGUCGCCUCAUAUUCUUUAUUCUGGAUCAGAUGAUACAACCAUCAAGGUAUGGGAUACAAGGAGUAUGAGUGAUAGUCGAGAGGCGGGUGCAUUCAUUGGUCACAUCGAGGGAUUAACGUAUCUCGAUAGCAAAGGAGACGGUCCUCAAUUUUCAAACAUUAGGGCGAAUGGACGUCGACCUGGGUCAAACUUUGAUUAUCGAUGGGGAGCUUAUGACGAAGAUGAUUGGUACCACGAUGAGAAUGAUAAUUCUUUGGUCACAUUCAGAGGUCACAAAGUAAUGCGAACUUUGAUAAGAUGUCAUUUCUCUCCAUCGGGAAGUACCAAUUCAAGAUAUGUCUACUCGGGAAGUGAGGACGGUAAGGUCUACAUAUGGAACAUGGAUGCAACGCUCGCGGGCAAGGUCGACGUUUUCCAAGCAACAAAGAACACAAGGCCACCUCCUUCUGACCAAUGGCAUGGAGGAUGGCAUGGUGGAUGGCACAAUGAUCUGGACGAAGUAAAUAACCCAAGUUGGAAGACUGUGGUUAGAGAUGCUAGUUGGCACCCUACUGCUCCGAUGAUAGCUGCAUCCGCGUGGAACGGUUAUGGUGUAGAGCAGGGCACCGUCACAACCCAUUCUUGGAAUGAGGGUGCUGAAGAUGAUGAAGCGGAGCCUAAAAUGGGGUGGAGGGUGGAUGCGAAAUUACAACCUGAUCCCCACCUUCACGAGAGUCGUACGAGAGCGACCAGAAGAUUUGGACACCUCAGGGCACUUUCACCAGACUCCGAGGAUAGUGAAGAGGACGAUGACGACAAUGACGAAGACAUCUAG